Molecule: messenger RNA, 882 nt
Organism: Acanthoscelides obtectus
Lineage: Eukaryota; Metazoa; Arthropoda; Insecta; Coleoptera; Chrysomelidae
Source: the annotation of a GenBank genome assembly
UAGGCCUGUCAUUUUUCAGUCAGCUUCCUAACCUUUGUUCCGACUGGAAAUAGGGUCAUGACGAUGGUCAGAUCCAACCAUACUGAUAAAUUCAAGUAUGUCUUGCCAAAUCACCGCGAAAUCGAGUAAGCAAUGUGGGAACCCUUCGACCCAGACCAACAGUACGAAGACUUUGGAGGAAUUUCGGAAAAUUGUGAUGCGACUUAUCGUCAAGAACAGACUGGCAGCCAAGUACAAGAAAAGAAACCACAACCGUGGUUCUAUUCAAUAUUUGACACAGUAAAAAGGUACAAAAAGGAAAUUUUCGGUGAAGAUUCAAGAACAAAAAUACGUAAAGAAAGGCUUAGGGAUUGCUCAGUACCCACCAACUACAAAUUCGUCUACGCUAGGUAUCCAGACAACACUUAUAGACCAGGCUCAAUAGUUGGCAGAAACAAAAAAUUACACAUCUUUAUUGUCUAUUUUUACCACAACAAGAGGUGUCUUUCCGUGAAGCCGGGAGACGUGAUCCUGAAGCAUGGCAAUCUGUUAGAUAGAAAAGUAUGUUUCGUUCAUCAAGGCAAAGUGAAGACUGGAACGGUUUUUGGAAAUAAUUCUCCAGCGAACCACGGGUUUCCUUCGAAAUUUUUUAUAAGAAGAAGAGGAGAAUGGUUUACGAUUAGUUAUAAAGAUGUGUAUAUAACGAAAAAGCAAAUGCUGCCGAUGUACUUUAUGUUGCCUACAGAGAUCAAGGCCGAGGACAACGAGCUGGAGAAGAACGCACCUAAUCAGAUGUUUCCUGGUUGAAACUACGUUUUUGUGACCUGUGAAACCAAUAAAUUGUCUUGAAUUUCAUCCAUCGCAUUCACUUUCACACAUGGAAGCAAAGGGAUUUUUAAACGG